Triplophysa rosa is the source of this 1814-nucleotide messenger RNA. RefSeq names its product collagenase 3-like. Gene Ontology annotation, cellular component: extracellular matrix. The transcript is spliced from 10 exons. Gene Ontology annotation, biological process: extracellular matrix organization; collagen catabolic process; proteolysis. Lineage: Eukaryota; Metazoa; Chordata; Actinopteri; Cypriniformes; Nemacheilidae. Gene Ontology annotation, molecular function: metalloendopeptidase activity; zinc ion binding. The record is from RefSeq and is a predicted model, not a curated record. The coding region runs from base 52 to 1464 and encodes 470 amino acids.
GCCACCUGAAACCGUGUCAAACAGAAGAACCAUCAAGAAGCAUCUAACAAGAUGAUCUGCUCCCAGUUGUGUUUUCUUACAGGUCUAGUCCUUGCGGUUCAUGCUGGACCAAUAUCGCAACCUGCUGCCACAGAUCAAGGCGUUGCGGAGAGUUACCUCAAAACUUUUUACAAUCUAACGGAUGAGGCUCCUAUUACCUUUCGCCGAGCAUCCACUGAAAUGAUUGAGAAGGUGAGAGAGAUGCAGAAGUUUUUCGGGCUUAAGGUGACUGGAAAGGUGGACCAAGAGACCAUAGAGGAGAUGAAGAAACCCCGCUGUGGAGUUCCAGACGUUGCCGCAUACUCCACGUUCGGAGAGAGUCUCAAAUGGAGAACCAACAAGCUCACCUACAGGAUUGUAAAUUACACACCUGAUCUGUCGGUAGCCGAGGUGGACGAUUCCAUUCAUAGAGCCCUGCAGGUCUGGGCCGACGUCACUCCUCUGAGAUUUACCCGUUUCAACAACGGUAUCGCUGACAUCAUGAUCACCUUCGCAUCAAGACAUCAUGGGGAUGCUAACCCUUUUGAUGGACCUUCUCAAACUCUUGCUCAUGCCUUUGCUCCCGGUGCUGGAAUUGGUGGAGACGCACAUUUCGAUGAAGAUGAGAAAUUCACGUUCCGUUCAUCAAGGGGGUUUGUCCUCUUCCUGGUGGCUGCCCAUGAGUUUGGUCACUCUCUGGGUCUUUCUCAUUCAAACGUUCCCGCUGCUCUUAUGUAUCCCACGUACAUCUUCAAGGAUGUUGAUAGCUUCUCUCUGUCUUCAGAUGACAUUCAAGGAAUUCAGUCUCUCUAUGGUCGAAACACUGUCGGAACCCGUGAUGUUCCUGAUCCGGAACCACCAACCAAUCCUGACGCUUGUGAUCCUAAAUUGAUCCUGGAUGCGGUUACAACUUUUGGGGGAGAAUCAAUGUUCUUCAAAGACAAAUACGUUUGGCGUAGCUCCCAAAACAGACGUGCGGAGCAACAUCUAAUCCAAAGCUUGUGGCCCAACCUCCCAAAUAAUAUAGAUGCAGCUUAUGAGAGUCCAGCUCAGAAUAAAGUAUUUGUUUUCAAAGGUAGACGUGUCUGGGCACUUUACGGCUACAAUGUUGUCAGGGGCUAUCCCAAAUCUCUCAGCAUUCUGGGUCUGCCGUCAUUUGUGAGAAAAAUUACAGCUGCUGUCCAUGACCAAAGCACUGGAAAAACCUUGCUCUUCGCUGACAGCUAUUAUUAUAGCUUCGAUGAGAGAAGGCGCAGGAUGGAGGCAGGGUAUCCCAGACAAGUAGAAGAUGGAUUCCCAGGGAUGGCUGGAGUUGUUACAGCAGCCCAUUAUUUUAGCGGUUACAUAUAUCUCUACAGUGGGACAAACGUGUAUGAGUUCAGCUCUAGAAGAAGGCUUUACCGGGUGCUUCAGAACAAUCAACUCCUGCCCUGUGUCCAAAAAUAAAUGAAAACUACAAUUUGAAGUAACUUGAAGUAUUCUAAAGAGAGUUUUCAAAAGCAUAGCAUAAAUUUACAUUUACAUUUAUUCAUUUGGCAGACGCUUUUAUCCUAAGCGACUUACAAGUAGUCAACACGCUAAACAGUACCGCUAGUUCACAAGGCCAUGCUACCUGGAGGAUUAAAGCUGUAGUGAGCAAAGGAGAGAAUGAACAACAAGAAAUGAAAUGUAUGUGUUUAGAAACAUGAAACGCUAUUUUUCAUCUAUUUAACAGAUAACUUAAAUAUAAAUGUUGUAACAUAUGAAUUUAAAAUGUCUGUAUUUUCAAAUAAAACAGAUUUCUUUAUUACCUCAAA